AUGGCGGUGCGUCGCAGCGCAGACGGACACAGAGGGGCUGCCGCUGCAGGAGCUCGCCUCGCCUCCGGAGUGGCCUCUCUCAGUGCAACGCGGCUCUCAGUAGUGUCUCCAGCUUCAGAAGGCAGCUUCAGACACGAAUCUAGUAAAACAAACAUAACGUCUAUGAGCCGUGAGGACGGAGACAGCAGAGGGGCAGCCGGCGAGGGAGGGCGGAGACAGCAGAGGGGCAGCCGGCGAGGUAGGACGGAGACAGCAGAGGGGCAGCCGGCGAGGGAGGACGGAGACAGCAGAGGGGCAGCCGGCGAGGGAGGACGGAGACAGCAGAGGGGCAGCCGGCGAGGGAGGACGGAGACAGCAGAGGGGCAGCCGGCGAGGGAGGACGGAGACAGCAGAGGGGCAGCCGGCGAGGGAGGACGGAGACAGCAGAGGGGCAGCCGGCGAGGGAGGACGGAGACGGCAGAGGGGCAGCCGGCGAGGGAGGACGGAGACAGCAGAGGGGCAGCCGGCGAGGGAGGACGGAGACAGCAGAGGGGCAGCCGGCGAGGGAGGACGGAGACAGCAGAGGGGCAGCCGGCGAGGGAGGACGGAGACAGCAGAGGGGCAGCCGGCGAGGGAGGACGGAGACAGCAGAGGGGCAGCCGGCGAGGGAGGACGGAGACAGCAGAGGGGCAGCCGGCGAGGGAGGACGGAGACAGCAGAGGGGCAGCCGGCGAGGGAGGACGGAGACCGCAGAGGGGCAGCCGGCGAGGGAGGACGGAGACGGCAGAGGGGCAGCCGGCGAGGGAGGACGGAGACGGCAGAGGGGCAGCCGGCGAGGGAGGACGGAGACGGCAGAGGGGCAGCCGGCGAGGGAGGACGGAGACGGCAGAGGGGCAGCCGGCGAGGGAGGACGGAGACAGCAGAGGGGCAGCCGGCGAGGGAGGACGGAGACAGCAGAGGGGCAGCCGGCGAGGGAGGACGGAGACAGCAGAGGGGCAGCCGGCGAGGGAGGACGGAGACAGCAGAGGGGCAGCCGGCGAGGGAGGACGGAGACAGCAGAGGGGCAGCCGGCGAGGGAGGACGGAGACAGCAGAGGGGCAGCCGGCGAGGGAGGACGGAGACAGCAGAGGGGCAGCCGGCGAGGGAGGACGGAGACAGCAGAGGGGCAGCCGGCGAGGGAGGACGGAGACAGCAGAGGGGCAGCCGGCGAGGGAGGACGGAGACGGCAGAGGGGCAGCCGGCGAGGGAGGACGGAGACGGCAGAGGGGCAGCGGGCGAGGGAGGACGGAGACGGCAGAGGGGCAGCCGGCGAGGGAGGACGGAGACGGCAGAGGGGCAGCCGGCGAGGGAGGACGGAGACAGCAGAGGGGCAGCCGGCGAGGGAGGACGGAGACAGCCGAGGGGCAGCCGGCGAGGGAGGACGGAGACAGCAGAGGGGCAGCCGGCGAGGGAGGGCGGAGACAGCAGAGGGGCAGCCGGCGAGGGAGGACGGAGACAGCAGAGGGCAGCCGGCGAGUGAGGACGGAGACAGCAGAGGGGCAGCCGGCGAGGGAGGACGGAGACGGCAGAGGGGCAGCCGGCGAGGGAGGACGGAGACAGCAGAGGGGCAGCCGGCGAGGGAGGACGGAGACAGCAGAGGGGCAGCCGGCGAGGGAGGACGGAGACGGCAGAGGGGCAGCCGGCGAGGGAGGACGGAGACAGCAGAGGGGCAGCCGGCGAGGGAGGACGGAGACAGCAGAGGGGCAGCCGGCGAGGGAGGACGGAGACAGCAGAGGGGCAGCCGGCGAGGGAGGUCGGAGGCAGGAGAGGGGCAGCCGGCGAGGGAGGACGGAGACAGCAGAGGGGCAGCCGGCGAGGGUGGACGGAGACAGCAGAGGGGCAGCCGGCGUGGGAGGACGGAGACUGCAGAGGGGCAGCCGGCGAGGGUGGACGGAGACGGCAGAGGGGCAGCCGGCGAGGGAGGACGGAGACGGCAGAGGGGCAGCCGGCGAGGGAGGACGGAGACAGCAGAGGGGCAGCCGGCGAGGGAGGACGGAGACGGCAGAGGGGUAG
Schistocerca gregaria is the source of this 2031-nucleotide messenger RNA. Its product is annotated as 5E5 antigen-like. The transcript has 2 exons. Bases 1 to 2031 code for a protein of 676 amino acids. NCBI's taxonomy places the organism in Eukaryota, Metazoa, Arthropoda, Insecta, Orthoptera, Acrididae. The record is from RefSeq and is a predicted model, not a curated record.